This is a messenger RNA of Microsporum canis CBS 113480, 1743 nucleotides long. RefSeq lists its product as hypothetical. Gene Ontology annotation, biological process: transmembrane transport. The transcript has 2 exons. Gene Ontology annotation, molecular function: transmembrane transporter activity. The coding region runs from base 1 to 1743 and encodes 580 amino acids. The record is from RefSeq and is a predicted model, not a curated record. Lineage: Eukaryota; Fungi; Ascomycota; Eurotiomycetes; Onygenales; Arthrodermataceae.
AUGAUCUCUCAAAACAGGCUGCAGACGGCAACCUACCUGCUGGCGGUUUGCCCGUUUUCCAUCGCCUUCUUAGUGUUUAUGAAUUCGGCAGUAUCCUUUGUUGUUACCGACCUAAUUCAUCUUGAACAUGGCCACGGGAAUGCUGUUGGGACUCUAGGGUUUGCAGACGAGCUACUGGCUCUUAUUGCUUGCCCCGUGUGGGGGCUGAUAUCCGAUCGCAUCGGAGCUAGAUAUGUAUCGACCAUUGGCUACUUCAUUGUUGCCACAUCACUGGUGUUAUUUGUGCAAGCCAAAAAUGUUUACCCCCAACUCUUGCUCGGAAGACUGCUCUUCUGCCUCGGUGGUUCUGCAGUGGCAACCAUGGUGACAGCGCUACUUCCAGCUAUCACCGCUAAUCAUGAUAUCGCCAAAUGCCCAGCUCCUGGCGUUGCCCCGCCCCAGGCUGGCUCUCUCAGUACCGCCAACACGCCGCGUAGUGUGUUUAUGGAUGAUCAGCAUCCUAGUGUAACAGCACAAGAACGACCAGGAGGCUCUGCACCCCGACUAGCUGGGUACGUCGGAAUGCUGACAGGUUGUGGCGCGCUCAUCGCUCUCCUCUUAUUCUUACCCCUGCCGGUACGAUUUCAGAGAGCUGGUUAUUCUCCUGCGCAAGCGAUCAAAUUAAGCUUCUAUGUUGUUGGUCUGGUAUCGUUUGUCGUUUCAAUUGUGUGUUUUUUUGGGUUAAGUGGUCUUCGAGGCGAUGAAGGGAAAUCGCUUAAGUUGCUCCUUGGGUUCAUUGAGAAAGACAAUGCCCCAGGGACAGGAGAGCAGCCCACUGUCAGCUUGGGGAAACCAUCCCAUCAUUCCCCACGUUCCUAUCUAACCCAGUUUUCCAUCGCCUUGAAAGCAGGGAUAACUAACUAUAAUAUCGGGCUGGCUUACAUCGGUGGAUUUGUCGCGCGAUCAUCUUCUGUUGGCAUCACCCUGUUUAUUCCACUCUAUGUUAUGCAGUAUUAUCGACGUUCCGGGCUCUGCCAUGAAGGCGAUGCAUCUCAUACGACCCAGCUCCAUAGCGCGAACCUUGGUGAUAUCAAGCAAUCCUGCCCGCGUGCAUAUGUCGUUGCAUCAAUCUUGACUGGUGUAUCGCAACUAGUAGCCUUAUUAUGCGCGCCCUUAUUUGGCUAUUUAUCCGAUAAGUCCCGCAGGUACAAUUUCCCAUUGCUAGUAGGAGCCCUUUUGGGAUCCUUAGCAUAUAUUAUAUUGGGAUUGUUAAGAACCCCCCGAAUCCAUGGCACUCAGGGCAGCGUAGCCAUAUUUGUCGAUAUGGGCCUUAUUGGGCUCAGCCAGAUUGCCGCAAUUGUAUGCAGUCUGGCUAUCCUGAGUAAUGGAAUCAAUGGAGUUCUCCCAGUUAUGGAUAAUAUUGAACAGGAAACACACGCUGAUGCGCCGUGUGAAGGGGCUAACCCAAAUACUAGUGAACCGCCUCUUGAAACGACAAACGAAUCAACCCCAUUAGUACCGGGAGACAUACACACAACCUCUUCACCACAGAGCUUGGUUCACAUCAAAGGUUCCAUCGCCGGCAUGUAUUCCCUUUGGGGAGGUGCCGGCAUCCUCAUUCUUACCAAGGUUGGCGGUCUCAUGUUUGAUACGCUCUCGCCACAGUCUCCGUUUUAUAUCCUCGCCAGUUUCAAUGGAUUACUUCUUGUUAGCGGCUUGGUUAUUGGGCUCAAGCAGCACUGGGACUCAAGGCGGCGUCGUUGA